Messenger RNA from Spizellomyces punctatus DAOM BR117, 2756 nucleotides. RefSeq lists its product as uncharacterized. The record is from RefSeq and is a predicted model, not a curated record. Gene Ontology annotation, molecular function: hydrolase activity, hydrolyzing O-glycosyl compounds; carbohydrate binding. Bases 1 to 2580 code for a protein of 859 amino acids. The transcript has 7 exons. Gene Ontology annotation, biological process: carbohydrate metabolic process. NCBI's taxonomy places the organism in Eukaryota, Fungi, Chytridiomycota, Chytridiomycetes, Spizellomycetales, Spizellomycetaceae.
AUGUGUCCGCCUACAGGAAAAAGCCUCAAAGAGCGCUUCAAAUCGGGAUAUAUUGUUGAACAUGUUCACAGAGAGGAAACUUAUAUCACCGCUGACUUGACAGUCACUGGUCAGACCCGUCUUUCUCACCUCGGUCACGACGUGGCCGAGCUCGCCCUCAAAGUGACGUUUGAAACACCCUCUCGCCUGCAUAUUGUCAUUGGUGACCGCCAAAACCGACGAUGGAGGGUACCAGAGUCCAUUUUUGAGCGGCCCAGUCCUGAUAGAGAUCUCAAGGUUGAUGAUCUGGCCUACAGUGUGGAUGUGUUGACGGACAAACCAGGUGAAAAUGGCCUUAUCCCUGACACGAUUUUAUCGGUUACUCGUAAUGAGGAUGGCGCACCCGUCUUUCGCGCGAGUUUGAGUCAGAUGGUGUUCAAGGAUCAGUAUAUUGAACUGGUUAAUACUGGGAUUGCUCCGAAAAAUGCGAAUAUUUAUGGGCUUGGAGAGAACGUUUCAGCAUUGCGAAAGGACCCUGAUGGGAGUAUAUGGACUAUAUUUGCCAGAGAUGCGCCAAGUCCACCAAAUGAAAAUCUUUACGGCUGUCAUCCUGUGUACAUGGAACUUCGCGAUGGCAAAGCUCACGGUGUGUUUCUUCUUAACAGUAACGGAAUGGACAUUGAGCUGCAUCCAGGAACUCUCAUCUACAAGAUCAUUGGGGGGAUUCUCGAGUUCUAUGUCCUGCUCGGACCAACGCCUUUGGAUGUCUGCCGCCAAUAUACAGAUGUUGUUGGACUGCCAGCCCCUAUCCCUUACUGGUCCUUGGGAUUUCAUCAAUGUCGAUGGGGAUACUAUACAUUGGAUGAAGUCAAGAAGGUCGUUAGGAAUUUUAAAAAGGCAAAGAUUCCGUUGGACUGUAUGUGGUUUGAUAUUGACUACAUGGAAGAAUUUAAGGAUUUCACGUACGACCCCAUCCGUUAUCCAGCAGCAGAACUUCAAGCGUUCAUAGACAAACUUCACGAAAGAAACCAGCACGCCAUCAUGAUUGUCGACCCAGGCGUCAAAGUCGAAACAAAUUACCCGUCCUUUGAACAAGGUCUUCAACUCGACAUUUACAUGAAAAACCGCAAGAGAGCCAACUUUAUGGGGAAAGUAUGGCCAGGACGGGUUCACUUUCCAGACUUUUUUCAUCCAAAAGCUUAUGAAUACUGGGAUCGGUGCUUGAGGGAAUGGUACGAAAUCUCGCAUUUAGACGGUGUUUGGCUGGACAUGAACGAGCUGGCCAAUUUCUGCAAAGGCGAAUGCAAGGACGAUCCCAGAACACCGAAUAAGGCGUUACACCAUCACACUCACCACUGUACACUCGAAUACCCGCCGUACCGUAUCAACAAUGCAGGGGAGCGAGAAGAUCUCCACACAAACACAACAUCGAUGGACUCUGUGCAUUAUGGCGAUGUUUUGGAGUACGAUGUACAUAAUUUGUAUGGACACAUGGAGUCCAUUGCAACAUACAAGGCUUUGACGGUUAUAGAAGGUGGAAAAAGGCCUUUUGUGCUAUGUCGGAGUACGUUUGCCGGAAGUGGACGGUGGACUACCCAUUGGUUGGGUGAUAACUUCUCAACCUUUGAAUCUCUCGCCUAUUCCAUCCCUGGCUGCAUCAAUUUUCAGCUCUUUGGCAUCCACAUGGUCGGUCCGGACAUUGGAGGGUUCAACGGAGAACCAAGUGAAGAACUCCUGACUCGCUGGAUGCAAAUGUCUGCUUUCUACCCUUUCAGCCGGAACCACAACGUUCGGGGCGCCAAACCCCAAGAACCGUUCGUUACACCCCAAGUUACGCAUGCAUCUCGCAUUGCGCUGCACACGCGGUACAAGCUUUUACCGUACUGGUACACGCUUUUCCACGAAGGCUGGACAAGGGGAACACCCGUUCUCCGUCCGUUGUGCUGGGAGUUUCCUAUGGAUCCCAAAACCUGGGACAUGGACACGCAAUUUAUGAUCGGUCCUUCCAUUUUGGUUGCACCUAUAUUGCGACAAGGUCAAGAGAGGAUCGUACCUUACCUUCCCAAAUCCAACUGGUACAAUUUGUAUCAUUACAAGGAGAUCCCCUCGGCGAUGCCGUUCAUGUCGGCGCCGCUCACGGAGCCUACCCCCGCGUUCAUACGAGGGGGAUAUGUCGUGCCUACCCAUCAUACACCCAGCUUGACUGUACAUGACAGUCGGGAGUCGGGGUACGACCUCCUUGUUGCACUGGAUGACUCGCAGAAUGCCGGGGGAACAUUGUACAUUGAUGACGGCAUAUCCUUGAAAACAACUCCUACAAAGUCAUCGUAUGAAAUAUCCUUUACGGCAACCGCAUCUUCUGUUCGGUCCUCUGGUGCAAAGGUUGCAGAAGACGUUGAAUGGGCCAUCCCGGAUUCGUAUAUAGUUCAUGAGAUUGUGGUGAUGGGAGUGCGGACAGAGGAUGAGAAUACGGAUAAGCCGUUUCGCGUUACAGUGAAUGGAGAUGCCAGACAGUCGACUUUGGAUAUAGGGGUGUUGAAAAUGGAUGUGGGCGUCCAUGUUUCUGAGGCCUUUGAGGUGGUUUGGGGCUGGGGGGACUGACAAACCAUUGAGUUUUUUUCUUUUUUGUUUCCCCUUGUAUAUAGUUGAACUUUUAGGGCCGAUAUCUCUCUCUUUUUGUUGCAUAGUUUUCUUGUAACUGCCGUGUACUAUGUAAAACUUGGAGGAACGACUUUCUCAACAUUUUUUCACCGUCCCAGUUCAACAUUGAAUGUGAC